Molecule: messenger RNA, 1820 nt
Organism: Salvia hispanica
Lineage: Eukaryota; Viridiplantae; Streptophyta; Magnoliopsida; Lamiales; Lamiaceae
Product: flavonoid 8-hydroxylase 2, chloroplastic-like
Cellular component (GO): cytoplasm
Molecular function (GO): chlorophyllide a oxygenase activity; 2 iron, 2 sulfur cluster binding
Source: RefSeq, a predicted model, not a curated record
UUGGAUCAGUGCUAAAACCAACCUUCCGCCAUGGAAACUCUAACAGCUUCAUCUUUCCCCUCAUUUCACCGCCAAACCAUCACAACCCGAAGCCCCAGAAACACUCUGACAAAGCACAUUCCGAUCACCCCAUCAUCUCGCCGAAUCGUGCCAAUUUUGAGAUCGAAUUUUAAAAUUUUCACCGCGGUUUCUCCCGCCGCCACUUCGACGGAUGAAGAGGUGGAAUCGGAGAAGAGGGAGGAGAAAUUCAACUGGUACGAGCAGUGGUAUCCGGUGUGGCCGGUGUGCGAUCUGGAUAAGAGGAGGCCGCAGGCGAAGAAGGUGAUGGGGAUUGAUUUGGUGGUGUGGUGGGAUCGGAACGAGAAUGCGUGGAAGGUGUUCGACGAUAGUUGCCCUCAUCGGUUGGCGCCGCUUUCGGAGGGGAGGAUCGAUCAGUGGGGGAGGCUGCAGUGUGUUUACCACGGCUGGUGCUUUGGCGGCGCCGGCGACUGCAAAUUCAUCCCUCAGGCGCCGCGCGACGGCCCUCCGGUUCACACUUCCAAUAAGGCGUGUGUAGCCGCUUAUCCUACUUGCGUGCAAAACGGCAUUCUUUGGUUCUGGCCGAAUUCAGAUCCGCAGUAUAAGGAUAUACUUUCAACGAAGAAGCCACAUUAUAUCCCGGAACUUGACGAUCCAUCAUACACCCAUUCGAUGCAUGCAAGGGACGUAGCCUAUGGAUACGAAAUCUUGAUUGAAAAUCUCAUGGACCCUGCUCAUUUUCCAUAUGCACAUUAUGGCAUAACGCACAUGGCGAAAGUGCCCGAGAGUUUGAAGGCCGACAGAGAAGGAGGCAUACCUCUAGAAAUAAAUGUCCAGAGACUGGACGUAAAUGGGUACACAUCAAAGCGAGUGUCCGGAGAGAACCACUUCAUAGCGCCUAGUCUGUACUACCUCCAUUUCUCCCCAGGCGGAGCUCAAAGCACGAACAACGCGCCAUCAGAUGGGAAAAAAGAAGCUCAGCUGCUCGCAUUCCCUGUCCCCCCGGAGAAAAAGGCUAUGCUCAUUUUCUACUGCAUCCCAGUUAGUCCGGGCUAUAGCAGGAUGAUCUUUGCGUCUCCUAGGAACUUUGCUGUCUGGAUGGAGCGAAUCAUUCCACGUUGGAUGAUACACAUUGGACAGAACUUGAUUGUUGAUUCGGAUCUGUAUCUUCUUCAUGUGGAGGAAAGGAAGCUGAAAGAUGUUGGGGCUCUCAAUUGGCAAAAAGCGUGCUAUGUUCCGACAAAGUCUGAUGCCCUCGUUGUGGCAUUCAGAAGGUGGCUAAACAAGUACGGCGGUGCACAGGUCGACUGGAGAAACAAAUACACCGGAGAGCUUCCACCCACUCCUCCGCGAGAGCAGCUCUUUGACAAGUACUUGACUCACACGGCGAGCUGCAGCAGCUGCAGUGUCGCGUAUAAAAGCCUCAACGCAUUGGAGAUCGCCCUUAAGGUUACCUCGGUUGCUGCAGUUGCGGCCGCAGCUGCAGCCAAACAGGGUGCAAUAUCCAUGGCUGCAAGAUAUUCUUUGGCUUCAAUGGCUGUGUUGUGCUUUGUGGCUUCAAAAUGGCUCUCACAUUUCAUCCACAAAACUUUCAUAUACCAUUAUUAUGAUCAUGCCUUCCGCUAAGGCUCCUUUUUCUAUACAAUUUGGACGUGUAAUUAAAUAAUUAACUGUUAAUUAAUGUUGUACAAACAUUGAUAAAACUGGGCGAUAUACAUGGGCCGGGCCCAUAUUGAUAUUACCAAUCUAUCGCCGGUUUGAUAUUUGUUAGAAUCAAAUCUAUUCAGCAUGCUUUCUUUCAA